This is a messenger RNA of Coregonus sp. 'balchen', 5888 nucleotides long. The record is from the annotation of a GenBank genome assembly. Lineage: Eukaryota; Metazoa; Chordata; Actinopteri; Salmoniformes; Salmonidae.
AUGCCUAGAAUAAACUGUGCGCACAGCGCCCACUACGCAGGCUGAACCAGAGAGCGGUAAAAGGAAGAGUGGAGGAGGGAAAUGUUAAUUGUGAGAAUUGCCUGCUGUCAGCGUUUGGACGUUUAGCCAGCUAAAGUCAACUAAUCGGAAUCAGAUAAAUAAUACAUGUUAUAUAUUUUUAUUUUAUUUCGAGGGUAUUUUUGCUACCAUUACAUAUGGAGGCUUAUCAAGAUCAGGUGAGACAAUUUCAUAGCUAGCAAAAUAACGCCAUACAUGCUUUGUUUUGAACUAGCUAACGUUAGCUAGUCAACACAUAGCUAGCUAGCAACCAAGCUAUCCCUCCUCGUAAUAAACCUUAGCUGGCUAGCGAUGCAAGUGCUUCUGUUUGCAACCGAGUCUCUUGUUUGGGACUUUGUGUCAUGCAAAUCACGACUAUGAAUGUUGUUAUGAUUGUCACGCUAGCUAGCUACUAAAACUAGCUUGCUAAAAUGAGCAGUGGAACGUUCGAUGUGUUUCCAGGAGAGUUUGUUUGCCUUUUUUUAAACAGCUGCGUUGCCACCUUGCUAAGACUGGGCACGUUUAGCCCUCUUUUAAGUGGUCUUCAUGCUGGUGCUAUUACUAAGUAAUUCAAUCAUGCUGCUUUUCUCUCUAGUUGCUGGACUCCCCUUCCAAAAAUAGUUACAUAGGGAGCUACUACCAGCCUCCAGAUAGGCUGUCACCUUCAUAUGUGAGGGAAGCCCCUGCCCCCCUUACCAAGACGGCCAUGAACUUGCAGAACAUCACCCCGCAGGUGUAUCGGACUACACCUGAUGCUGGAAGCAAAGGUAGGCACAAUGUAGACUAUUAAAUGCCUUUGCUUAUGGGACUGUCAGCUGUUCUAGGUCCUUGGUCUAACUAUUAUGCACAUAGUUGUAGCUUGGUUACUAACGGUAAGUGUUUUUCUCCCCGUUAGCAGUCAUUGCUGCUCUGAAGACCCUCCAGGAGAAGAUCCUUCGUCUGGAGCAGGAAAGGAAGCAGGCUGAGAAGAACGUCAAACAGUUCUCCCAGGCUGCCCAUGGAUAUGAGCACUCCGUCACUCCAUGCUACGCUACAGAAGCAGAUGGCUCCAGGAAGAAAGGUAGUUGACAUUGACACUAUAUAUCUGCAACUCACUCACUGUGCCGCUUGUUGCUGUGUAGUCUGAAUUAUGCUUAUGGUGAUAAGGAACCAUGUCUAAUCUCUCACUACUGUUUUUGUCUGUGUUAAGAGCGGGUCACUCCGCUUCAGGGUGCGGAGGCUCGCUGUCAGCUCCUUGAGAAGCAGCUGGACUACAUGAGGAAGAUGGUGGAGAAUGCAGAGAAGGACAAGAACACUCUGACUGAGAAACAGGUACAGCGAGGGAAAAAAGUAUGUGAUCCCCUGCUGAUUUUGUAUGUUUGCCCACUGACAAAGACAUGAUCAGUCUAUAAUUUUAAUGGUAGGUUUAUUUGAACAGUGAGAGACAGAAUAACAACAAAAAAAUCCAGAAAGACGCAUGUCAAAAAUGUUAUAAAUUGAUUUGAAUUUUAAUGAGGGAAAUAAGUAUUUGACCCCUCUGCAAAACAUGACUUAGUACUUGGUGGCAAAACCCUUGUUGGCAAUCACAGAGGUCAGACGUUUCUUGUAGUUGGCCACCAGGUUUGCACACAACUCAGGAGGGAUUUUGUCCCACUCCUCUUUGCAGAUCUUCUCCAAGUCAUUAAGGUUUCGAGGCUGACGUUUGGCAACUCAAACCUUCAGCUCCCUCCACAGAUUUUCUAUGGGAUUAAGGUCUGGAGACUGGCUAGGCCACUCCAGGACCUUAAUGUGCUUCUUCUUGAGCCACUCCUUUGUUGCCUUGGCCGUGUGUUUUGGGUCAUUGUCAUGCUUGAAUACCCAUCCACGACCCACGAAGGAGGUUCUCACCCAAGAUUUGAUGGUACAUGGCCCCGUCCAUCGUCCCUUUGAUGCGGUGAAGUUGUCCUGUCCCCUUAGCAGAAAAACACCCCCAAAGCAUAAUGUUUCCACCUCCAUGUUUGACGGUGGGGAUGGUGUUCUUGGGGUCAUAGGCAGCAUUCCUCCUCCUCCAAACACGGCGAGUUGAGUUGAUGCCAAAGACCUCGAUUUUGGUCUCAUCUGACCACAACACUUUUACCCAGUACUCCUCUGAAUCAUUCAGAUGUUCAUUGGCAAACUUCAGACGGGCCUGUAUAUGUGCUUUCUUGAGCAGGGGGACCUUGCGGGCGCUGCAGGAUUUCAGUCCUUCACGGCGUAGUGUGUUACCAAUUGUUUUCUUGGUGACUAUGGUCCCAGCUGCCUUGAGAUCAUUGACAAGAUCCUCCCGUGUAGUUCUGGGCUGAUUCCUCACCGUUCUCAUGAUCAUUGCAACUCCACGAGGUGAGAUCUUGCAUGGAGCCCUAGGCCGAGGGAGAUUGACAGUUAUUUUGUGUUUCUUCCAUUUGCGAAUAAUCGCACCAACUGUUGUCACCUUCUCACCAAGCUGCUUGGCGAUGGUCUUGUAGCCCAUUCCAGCCUUGUGUAGGUCUACAAUCUUGUCCCUGACAUCCUUGGAGAGCUCUUUGGUCUUGGCCAUGGUGGAAAGUUUGGAAUCUGAUUGAUUGAUUGCUUCUGUGGACAGGUGUCUUUUAUACAGGUAACAAGCUGAGAUUAGGAGCACUCCCUUUAAGAGUGUGCUCCUAAUCUCAGCUCGCUACCUGUAUAAAAGACACCUGGGAGCCAGAAAUCGUUCUGAUUGAGUGGGGGUCAAAUACUCCCUCAUUAAAAUGCAAAUCAAUUUAUAACAUUUUUGACAUGCGUUUUUCUGGAUUUUUUUGUUGUUAUUCUGUCUCUCACUGUUCAAAUAAACCUACCAUUAAAAUUAUAGACUGAUCAUUUCUUUGUCAGUGGGCAAACGUACAAAAUCAGCAGGGGAUCAAAUACUUUUUUCCCUCACUAAGGGUGCGUUCGUAAAUUCACUCAGGCUAUCUACUCCGAUUUCAGAGCACUCUCAUAUGAAUGUGCCAGAGCGCAGAAUAACUGAUACAUUUACGAACACGCAACACCUGUUUAAAUAUGACUGGUGUCAGUAAACGUCGGCAAAAAAACAUAAUUAAAUUGUUGCCAGGAGCACAGUUACAGUCACCAACGCUCUAGAUAACAUGAAAACAGCCUAACCAGCUCUGCUAGGGCGAGUAAAAUCGUCAGUGAGGUGUUCUCUCGUUUGUGUCUGGAAGUAGCUAGCAAGCUAGCCAACUUUAGCCAGUUAGCUUGGGUGCUUGACUGCGUUGCUCGGAUCAACCCCACUCCUCGGUCAGUGUCCAGUGUACGCUCCGAGAGCGAAACUCUCUGAAUUUACGAACUGACAAUCUGACAAUGCUCUGAAUUUACGAAUGCCCAGAGCGCACUCUGGCACUCCAGAGUGAAUUUACGAACACACCCUAAAUAUCUUCACUGUCCAUAGAUAUAACUGAAUGUGAAUCAGCUGGCCUCUGUAGACCAGUUCGUCAUCCACUAGGCAGACAUGUUUCAUGUUAUCGUUGCUGCAUCAGACUAGAUUAACACUUGUCUUUGUUUAUCCUUUGGAGGUGUCUCUUCAGAAGCAGAGGCUCCAGAACAGCUCUGAUGCCCACACUCCGCUGGAGAAGCUGGAGAAACUGGAGAGGGACUGUCUGAAACUGUCGAAGACACAGUCUGUGGCUGAGGUAACCAAUGGUGCUUUGGUUGAAUGCGGUGUACCUAACCAUAGUAUGUGGUGGUAUAUCAAAAAGUAAAUUGAAAGUUAAUCUCUCAACUUGUCUCUGUUGUAAUCAGAGGAAGAUUGAGCUGCUGGAACAGAAACUCCUGGAAGAGGAACACGAGCGCAAACUUGUGCAGGAGAAAGCAGACGAGGUUAGUGUAAAAGCACACACAAUCAGUGGUGCAGUGGAGGGUAAACACAGUGUACUUAAACAUUUUUAUUUUGCGAGAGUGUUAACCCACCUUUUGCAGAAAAAUAAAUAAAAGUAUAGGGAGCAUGACCUUUUUCACCACGACCGGUGAUCGGACACACAAGGUUCCAUUUUCAUCAAGCCCAAACUUCCUUUAACAGCUGCAGAGGGAGCUGGAGACCAACCUCCGCCUGUGUCCUGUAGACCCUGACGAGGUCAAACCAAAGAAGAAAUCCAAGACUGCCUCUAGGGUACUACAUGCAAUAACCAGAACUUAAUGACAUGCACUUGUGCAUUUACUUACAACUAAAACUGUGCUACAUAACAUUGUCUAUUCAUUUCCUCCCCAGAAAACAAGUUUGGUGAGGCAAGAGGCCCCAGCACCACCAGGUUUCCCCAAAAAUAAACUGCCUUUCGUAGCUGGAACAGUACGUCUGCAUUUUACUUUGCAAGUAUCUCAAUAUUGGGUUUGUUGAGGGAAUAUCUCUGUGACUGACCUCCACAUCUCUCCCUAUCUUAGUCGACAAGCCCCAGCCACUCAGUGCACGCUAAUAUGCAGAGCAUCCUCCACAUGAUGAAGCACCACCAGCCCCAGCUGUGUGAGCGGGUGCGUUCCCUGCGCAGGUCUGGCUCCACUGGGGCCAGGAGAGCCCUCCAUAGGGCCCCAUCCACCUCUCCCCCUGGACCGGCAGGUCUCGCUCUGGGCUCUCUGUCUGAGUUACUGCUGGCCCUGCAGGACGAACUGGGACAGAUGAGCUUGUGAGUACUACCACUAGCUAAGAGUGUGGGUGUGUUUGUGGAUGAUGUGUAUGCAGGUUAUUGACUGAUUUUGAGGGGGCUGAUAAUGUGUUAACAUUAAUGUGUGUUGUGUGUGUGUGUGCAUGUUCAUUACUGUGUGUGUUAUUAAAAUGUCCGUCUCUGUCAUUCAGUGAGCACCAAGAGCUGGUUUGUCAAAUGGAUGAGACGCGGCGUCGGGAGACCAGGGAGGACCUAGAGAGAGAGCUGGAGCUGCUGGUCAAGAGGAUGGAGGAGAAGGGAUCUCAGAUCACCAAGCUCCGCAAACACCAGCAGACUGUAUGUACAUAACACUGCACAGAGGGAGGGGGGGAUGUUCUGGAUCUGCAGGAGAGGAGUGAGGGGUAGGGAAGAGGAUUGGUGGGGAGGGACUUUUUUUAAUAUGUCUAAUAAUACUGUAUGUCCUUUCCCUGUGUUUCCUCUCCCCACUCAGGUGGACAAACUUACACAGAACCCCCAGAAUCCUUGUCGGCGGGCGACAAGUGAGGAUGGCAGGUCUAAGGGGGGGAGCGGGGUGAGACCCUUACCCCCCUCCCCAGUUAAGACCACCUCACGGGGGGGUAAGAGAGCUGGGGUGAGUCAGGAGGAGAACCUCCAGCUGCUCAGAGAGACCCAGAGACUCUGCACUAGCCUAAAGAAAGAUGAUAUCACUUGGGAGACAUAGCUAAGACAACAUGUAUCAGAGCUGAAUCUGAAGCACCUCUCUGUGUACAGGUUCAUCUCAAACCGUACUGGAUUAUAUACAAAUUAUACCCAUUGACCAAUGGGAGAUGGAGAUGAAAGCCUGCAGACAUAGGGGUCCUUCAGGACCGGCUUUGGGAGCCACAGAAGCAAAGCAUUGUGGUUUCCAGCUUCUACAUGGUCAGAUGUUUUCUAAACAAAUAUUUAUGACCAAUGAAUGUCUCACCUUGAAGAAUAAACAUUUAUAUCCAAGAGCUUUGAAGUGAUAUGUUUGGACAUUUAAUUUGAAGUUACUUUUUAUUACUUGUAUUUGUUAUGUAUGUUUGUUUUGUUAUACACAUUGUAAAUGCACAAAAAUAGUCACGUUUUUUUCUAGUAAACACUCAAUAUAACAGCAUCAGAGUUUUGUUUUACCUCAACCUAUUUUCUUAUGUUCAAUAUUCAUGUGAUUUUUAAUAAUCUAUUAAAGCCAGCUUUGGCAAGACUUCC